This is a messenger RNA of Anisakis simplex (herring worm), 2229 nucleotides long. Lineage: Eukaryota; Metazoa; Nematoda; Chromadorea; Rhabditida; Anisakidae. The record is from the annotation of a GenBank genome assembly.
UCCAAAUGCAAAGGUUCCAAUUUCAGGUCGAUAAUUAUAGAAUGGCCCAAAAUGAUCACAGGUUUGAGUAACAGUUCAAAGAGCGGCGAAGGCGAUGAAGCGAUCGAAGUGGAUCAUGCACCACUCAUUCACAGAGCACGAAAUGUUGUCAAGUGUCGAACCUCACAUCCCACAAUGCGCGUCAGAGUGUGUGCAGUUGCAAAACCCGAAGAAGACGAUGAUUUUCCGUCGGACGUUGUGGAAGCAUUCUUUAGAGCUACGCUCGUUAAACUCUCCAGUGAUUCACCUGAACGGCAAAUAGCUGGUAAACUUAUUUUGACGCAACGUGAGGGAACACCAGCCACGAAGAGUCAAGAUCAAAACGGAGCGAUCGUGAACGCCGACGGAAAACUAAUCGCUAGUCAAGCAGCGCCCGAAACACAUUCGUAUAUUCUGUUGAAACAAUAUGGCGAGAUCGGAAAAACGACACCGUUUAAAUAUGAGAAUGGUGCACUGUGUGCAACAUUCCCUGAAAUGGGCGUUACAUUGAAUUCAAUGGUGGAUCGUAGGCAGUUGGCCACUCGAUAUGCGAUUCAAGUUGAAGCAGCCAUAAACAUCGGUAACAAACUCAUUGUCAAGCAUGUACGUGAAUUCAUUAUUUUUGAUUGUGAUAACGUUGUCUUUUUUUUGCAGCCCGAAAUGGCGUAUCUUCAAGCGGAAUCAUCAUCAAAACCAGAACCACCUGUUCCAUGGCGUAUCAUACAGCAAGUACUCAGAAAUUUUGUCAAAGCACAGUACCCCCCAGCGCGAUCACUAGAUAUGGAUGAACUGCUACAUUUGCAGUGCAUGCUAUUUCUACCAAGGGUACUGAAAUGUCGCAAUGACGAAGCCGAGUUAGAAUUACUCGAAAUGCAGUUCUUCAAAAAUAUUCGACCGGAUAACGAAUUUAGUGGAGCUGCAAAGAUUUUGAAUCGUUUGAGACGUGAACUUGUCGUUGACGAGUUGAUGGUCGACAAAAGAGAGUUCCUGCAGGACAAAUGUAUAAGCCUAACAGACCAAACUACCGAAUUGAAGCACAGCCUUUGGCAGUGGAUCUAUCGAGCCACUGAAAUGAUCAUGGACGUCGGGCAUAAGUUGUGUCCUUCAUCAGCAAUUUUCGAGAAGAAAUGUAAACUGGGUAAUAAAGCGAAGAAACCAUCAACAACCGCAGAUGACUCGCAAACAAUGUUGAGCCUCUUCAAUUCGAGGAUAAUCACAUUUUGUGGUAUCAAGAGUGUGCUGAAGGUUUUCAAAACGCUGCACGCGAACGACGUCAAGAAUGAGUAUCGAACCAAAGCGAUUAUGAUACGAUUUUGUGAUGAGAAUGCUGCACACCUUUCGUUGGCGUUCAACAAUCCUGACGAGUUCGUUCCACCCGGUGGUCGGCCGCUAAUGGGUUCGUUAUCAUCGGAUCAGAUCAAGGAUUUCAAGCAAGGACUGCCCGAAGUGCUCAUGGAUGAAACGUUCCCAAAACAGUACGAUCGUAUUGUACGAUUUGAAUUCGAUCGCAGUGAUUCUUUCGAAAAGCAUGUCGCCUGCAUGCCAAAGAAAAAGAGCAUAUUUCAAACUUAUAAUACACUUCGUCUACAAAACGAUUGCACUCGGGUGAACGAUUCUCAAUGCGUUCGUAUAAAUGCGUUGACUGGUGAGCGAUUAGAGCCAAUCACUCAAAACGCUGAGUUCAGCAGCAUUCCGAAUCCUUUUCUUCCACAAAUGGCGCAUCUUCAACAUGGCCAAAUUGCACAAGGUCUGUCUUUUCCGCCAGCCUUUCCGCCUUCGACUUUUAUCGUUCCUGCAUGGCAAUUGGCCGCUCUGCAGCAUCCGAUAUUCCUGAAUCUCUUCAACAAUACACCAACAAAUUCCGAGGGUACAGAUGCAGAAACUGAAGUGAUUACCACCCAACAAGCAGCAGCCCAAGUAGCUGAUGAGAGCGCGAAACGAAGCUCGGACGAGCAAGAUUUUCGCAUGAACGCUAGCAGUUUAGUUGAUAUGCCGAUUCGACCUCAGAUCGUCGUAUCCAACUGCAGAGGUGACACCGCACCAGUAACGGUCAUCACUGAGCCUGCAGCAGCUGCUGCUUCAGUGUCAACGAUCACUCUAAACAACAAUACGGCCGACGACCAAACACCCAGUGGAGUGAAACGUGAAGGUUCUACGGAACAACCACUUGAUUUGUCACCAAAACGGCAAAAGGUAUCUUCUGAUGCCUAG